CAAAAACGGGCUUCCGCUAGAUCAUGCGUCGCAGUUGAGCGCAUGAAAUCACAAAGAAAUGUAGUUCAUACAUCAUUUUCCGCUCGUACGUGCAUAUCACCUCCUGUCUUUCACCUAAACUGAAGUUGGAAGAAAAAACAUCAAGAAAAGGUGAACUUUUAAAGAAUUGUAACUGAACACGGGAUGCUGGCAGUAUGCCAUCUAUAGCACACACAGAAUAUGGAAUUAAAGAUGUCUGGCAAAACAACAUGGAAGAGGAGUUUAGGAAAAUACGCCAUGUUGUUCAAAAAUAUAGAUAUGUUGCUAUGGACACAGAGUUUCCUGGAGUUGUAGCACGGCCAAUAGGAGAGUUUAGAAAUGCUGCAGAUUUCCAGUACCAGUUGUUACGGUGUAAUGUAGACUUGCUCAAGAUCAUACAGUGUGGUAUAACAUUUUUAGACGAGAAUGGUGAUACACCAUCACCUAUAUCAACAUGGCAGUUUAACUUUAAAUAUAGUUUAGUGGAAGACAUGUUUGCACAAGAAUCAAUAGAUUUACUACAGAAUUCUGGGAUUCAGUUUAAGAAACAUGAAGAGGAAGGAAUUGAAGUAUAUGAAUUUGCUGAGUUGUUAAUGACAUCUGGUAUAGUGCUAAGUGAAAAUGUCAAAUGGUUGUCUUUUCACAGUGGAUAUGACUUUGGAUAUUUGUUGAAGUUGUUAACAGAUCAGCCUUUACCAUCAGAAGAAUCAGAAUUCUUUGAAUAUUUACGGAUAUAUUUCCCUAAUAUUUAUGAUGUUAAAUAUUUAAUGAAAAGCUGUAAAAACUUGAAAGGAGGAUUACAAGAGGUAGCGGAACAGUUAGAGAUUGAAAGAAUAGGUCCCCAGCAUCAAGCAGGUAGUGACAGUUUAUUAACAGGGGCAGCAUUUUUCAAAAUGAGAGAGAUGUUUUUUGAAGAUAACAUAGACGAUGCCAAAUAUUGUGGUCAUUUAUAUGGACUUGGUACAUCAUAUGUUCAAAAUGGGACAGGUUACGACAAUAAUGUGUUUGGUACACAAAAUCAUAAUUCUGUGUCAACGCCGCAUGAUGAAACGAACUCUGUAUCAAGUAAUUCAUAGAAUCUCAUGCUGUGCAAUAUUUUGGAAUGUCUUUAGAAGAGUUGUUGUAACCAUGAUAAAGGCAAGAUCAUGUGACAUCAAGAACAACGUUGAAAAAUGAGUGACCAGCACUACCAAUGAGAUCAUGUGACUUAUCAGCAUGAAAAUAGGCAGCUAUUGUAUAGGGUUCAUGACCUUGUCCUUUCAUCUGACCUUCUGUGAUAAAUCAAACAGGGACAACCAUCAUGUCAUCAAGUGUCUCAGGUGUAACUAUGGUUACUAUAUUUCUAUAGAGAUAUUUCAAAAUGUUGUUCGAUGAGCUCACUUCUAUAUGUCCAUCGAAAAGAAAAUUCUUUUGAAACAAAUUAAAAAAAGAGUGAAUAACUUAAAGGGAAAAAAGAAAGCAGUGCAUAAUUUUUUAAUUUCCAACUUGGUGUUUGAACAUCAGGAAAUGUUAAUACAUUCUAAAAAGUUUUUUACAAAAACUUCUAGCUUAAAGAAUUGAUAAUUUUUUUUGAUACUUUUUAUGUUGAAAUACUCAGAAAUAAUCAAGACAUUUGUUAAAUUGUGAUCAAUAAGAGUUAAAUCUAUAAAUAUUCUCUUAUAAAUGGACAUACGGAAAUGACUUUUUGUUGUAACAUUGUCUUUCAUAAAUCAUGUACCAUCUCCGACAAUUUAUUCAGGGGACACAACUGGGGCCACAAUAUCAUGUACGAACUACAUUUCCAUGUUGACAGGAUGGAAAAGAUAUAAGAUUUAAUUAAUCAAAUUUAAUCUCCUUGCAACUAUAUUUACCAUUUAAACAGGAUAUUGGAAUGCCAUCUUUAUUAUUGAAAUGAAAUAUUAGCAAGAUACAGCUUUUAAUAUUGAAAACUUGUUUAUAUUUGUAGAUUUUCAGUCAAUAUCUUUCAAAUGUAGAACCGUUAAUUAAAAAAAAGAAGUUAAAGCUGUAUUAAAAAUGAUUAUGACCUGUGUCAGUUUAUAACUAAAUGUAUUACUAUCUAAGUUAAUAAAUAUAAAACGUAGUUGCAUGGGGAAUAACUCUGUCUCAAGUAAUUGUUCUAAAAUUCCAUCAGUGUUUCUACUGAGGAUUGCUAAAGCGACUGUGAUAUUUUUGUGAUUUAUUUUUCUGAAGCACUCUUUUUGUUUUCAUUUUAAAUUGAAGCAGUUUCCAUUAUUUUAUUUCCAUCAGACUCCAUCACUGUUUUACAUGAAACUAUAGAACUGUUAAUAGUAUUUUUUGUUAUGGACCUGAAUGAUAUAUGUGAAAUAUAUUGACCUGAAGAAAGGGUGAUGUCUUAGUUAUUCAAUGGAUACCCAAUCUACUUAUUUGUAAAAAUCAUAAUUUUUCUUCUAUAAAAGAAAUGCAAGAUUUAUGUCUCUUUCUCAAUCCAGAAGUUUUUGUAUCUACAAAAAUACUAAUUCAGAUUUCUAAUUCUCACAAUAUUUCUACAAACAGAUCACUUUAGAAAAUAUAAUUUUUAUUCAAUAUUAGAAAGAUUGAAGCAUAUUAUACAAUUGACUGUCAUCUUGAUAGCUUGAGACAGAGUUCUUAUAAAGCAGUUGCUUAAAACUAAAUAAGUAAAUAAAGAAAAUUAUUAUGGACAUUAAGUCAAAACCUUGUCUAGCUAGGUUAAAGUAUUUUCACAAAUUUCUUUUUAUUGUGAUGUAUAUACAUACUAGUAUUAGU
Molecule: messenger RNA, 2763 nt
Organism: Mytilus californianus (California mussel)
Lineage: Eukaryota; Metazoa; Mollusca; Bivalvia; Mytilida; Mytilidae
Product: CCR4-NOT transcription complex subunit 7-like
Exons: 7
Coding region: 195-1094 (299 amino acids)
Cellular component (GO): P-body; CCR4-NOT core complex; CCR4-NOT complex
Molecular function (GO): poly(A)-specific ribonuclease activity; nucleic acid binding
Source: RefSeq, a predicted model, not a curated record